AUGGCUGCUCCUGCUGAAAAGACUAUUAAGGACCUCAACGGUCGCUGGACUAUGAACAAAACGAUCUCGAACGAUACCGACCCCAUUCUGUCUCUUCAAGGAAUCUCCUGGUUAACACGGAAGACCAUCGGCCUUGCGACCAUCACCCUUCAUGUCAAGCAGUACAAUGACGACGCUGGAAUUUCCCACGUUGACAUUGCGCAAACCCUCACCGGCGGCAUUUCGGGCACCACCGAACAGCGUGUCCUAGGCUGGGAGGAGCACGAACACACCGACCACAUCUUCGGCACUGUCAGGGGCCGAUCACGAUAUGUACGCGGCACCGCACCAGCAGACGGUAAGGUUCGCCCAGAUGUCGAAGUUCAGACCAAGGCUGGAGACGAGCAGGUGGCUGUCACCAAGUUCUUGAAGGGUGAAACCUUGGCGGACGGAUCCGAAGUGGAGGGGUUCGUGGCUGGUGAGGGGGAGGAUUUCUGGGUGCAGAGCUGGGUGGAGAGCGUCAAUGAUGGCUGGACAGCUGAGCAGGUCUGGGGGUUUGAAGUUAUCGACGGCGUGAGGCGGUAUACCCGCCGUGUGGUGGCCGAGAAAAACGGCAAAGUCAUUAAGGCCAGACUGGUUUACGAUUAUCUUGGCAGCGAGUGA
Messenger RNA from Ophidiomyces ophidiicola, 642 nucleotides. RefSeq lists its product as uncharacterized. The record is from RefSeq and is a predicted model, not a curated record. The transcript is spliced from 4 exons. NCBI's taxonomy places the organism in Eukaryota, Fungi, Ascomycota, Eurotiomycetes, Onygenales, Onygenaceae. Bases 1 to 642 code for a protein of 213 amino acids.